GCUCGUCUGCGCAUGUGCGGGACGGGAUGCGGAAAUGUGGCUGUCUUCGAGCUGACUGUGUCGGCGUUGGUGUUCACCGCCUUCCUUCGUAGACUACGACCUUCGCCGCCGUCUCCAUCCUCCAGCAGCUUUAACGCUCUUCAUGUGGUCCUCCGGGAGACGACAAAUACUUUCUUAGCGACAAAGUUUGGAACCUGCUCGCCCACGGCUGUGCAUCAUGUGGAGGAAGGCCUCAGUUGCGGCCCUCCUGGCGCUGGCGGUCGGAUACCUCUACCACGGCGGCCCGGUGUUGCCCGAGCAGCUUCUCCAGUACAUCAGCCUGCCCGGCUUCCAAUCGUCCCAGCAGAGCCAGCGGCACGUGGAGCGGGUCAUUUCUGACGCCUGGGACUCGCUGAUCACGUUGCCCGUGCGGCAGUGGAGCCGAGUGGCCGUCGGUGUCAACGCCUGCGUGGACGUGGUGGUGUCGGGUGUGGGUCUGCUGCAGGCGCUGGCGGUGGACCCCGGCAACGGCCUGGAUCAUGAAGUCCUGCACUCGAAAGAGGACCUGAAGGAAGCUUUCAUCCAUUAUAUGGAGCGCGGGGCGGCCGCUGAGCGUUUCUUCAGCGACAAGGUGGCGUUCCAGAGGAUUGCCAGAGCAGCUGCCGAAUAUCCCACUGCCAAGCUGUAUGUAGGAGGGAACGCCGCCCUCAUCGGGCAGAAACUUGCAACCUAUCCUGACCUCAUGGUUUUGUUAUGUGGACCAGUUGGACCCAAACUUCACGAGAUGCUGGAUGAGCAGAUUGUUGUUCCACCGGGUUCGCUCCAGGAGACGGAUGAAUAUCAUCUUAUCCUGGAAUACAAAGCAGGUGAGCAGUGGGGUUCAACUCGGGCGCCUCAAGCUAACCGCUUCAUCUUCUCGCACGACGUGUCCAACGGCGAGAUGAGCUCGCUGGAGACGUUCGUGACGAGCCUGGAAGAGUUCCAGCCUGAUUUGGUGGUCCUGUCCGGGCUCCACAUGAUGGAGGGUCAGGGCAGGCAGAUGUGGGAGGAGCGUCUCAAAGAGGCAGUGGCAGCCAUAUCAGACAUUCGUAAAGACAUUCCCAUUCAUUUGGAGCUGGCCAGCAUGACGGACAAAGACUACAUGAACAGCAUCAUGCAGGAGCAGUUCAUGCCCAUUGUCAGCUCCAUCGGGCUGAACGAACAGGAACUGCUGUUCCUGUCGCAGGCCGGUGGCGGGCCACACGCUCACUUCAGCACCUGGAAGGGCGUCCCCGACGUGGGCCAGGUCAGCGACAUCCUCCUAUGGAUUCUGGAGCGCCACGGCCGCAGCGACCCCUCAUCAGAGGCCGACCUGACCCGCGUCCACUUCCACACCCUAGCCUACCACGUGCUGGCUACGGUGGACGGCUACUGGGGCAACCAGGCGUCGGCGGUGAUGGCAGGGGCUAGGGUGGCCAGCAGUCAGGCGUGCGGCGUGCAAGCGGUGGACGUCAGCAAGGUGGAGCUGAAGGCUCCGCUCCAUUUUUACAGUUCACACUCGGAGCCCCGGGAGUCGCUGUCACUCGACCCUGCGGCCCCUGUGGCGGUGUGGCGUCGGGGAAACGUCACCUUCCACCUGACGCCGGUGCUGGUCUGCAAGCUGCCGCUUCGGACAGUGGGACUCGGCGACGCCAUCUCAGCGGAGGGACUUGUUUACUCAGAGUUAACGAGCCAGCAGCACUUCUGAUGCUGCCUGCAGUCGGACCAUCCAGGUGAUGGGCUGAAGGUGAGCCUGCUUCUGCGUCUUCCUCUACGCUUUCAAAUCCUGCCUGUGAACACGUCCUGCCUCCCUCUGUCGUCUGCCGGGUCUGCCUGGGCUGACACGGACUGUGGGCGAUAGUGGGACAUCUUUGAAGUGGCUCACCAAUUUUAUCUGGGUAUGUGUGCCUUCACAGAGGUCAAUAUCUUCACCAAACGAAGGCAAACCUUGUCCACACGAACACACCUAUUGAAAAUAUUUUCCAUUAUUUCACAUUACCGCCGUCAAAUUCGAAGCAUUUAUCUUCACUUAAAUAAAAAAAUUCAGAAAAACAAACUAGCAAAAAAAAAAAAUUUCUAAAUAGGUGCAUCUACCAAAGUGAAACAAUGUACAGUGGAACUUCGAUUUACAAAGUUAAUUGUUUUUUUGACAGGGUUCGCUAGUAGAAAGGUUUGUAUAGUGAAGCAAAUUUCUUCAUAAGAAACAUUGUGAAUAUAAAUAAUGGGUUCCAUCCUUGAUAAAAGUCAAUUUUUUAGCUACGGUUUGAACACUAUAUAAAGUGCUAUGCAGUAUUGUAUAUCAAAAAAAACUUAAUAAGGGGGUGAUGCAUUAACUCUUUAUUAACAAGCCAAACCAACAACAACAUACCGCUGCUCUGCCAAUAAGCGCACAUCCACAGAAGACCCUUUGAAGCCCUCACAAACGAUCAGAAAUCACAAAAAUCCUUAACUUUAUACAACCAUAUUGCUACAAUAAUCAACAUUUCAAAAAGUAAAAUCCACUUACAUUAAAAGGAAACUGCCCUUUUAUUUGAUUUUGUCUACAGUUUACAAUAUUUGUGUAAGGGAAGAACAAAUGGGGUUUUUUUCACUGCCAACAAACAUAAUAAAACAUAACUCUCUGUACAAUGUCUGUUGUCAUUAGCAUGUUGAUUGCUAUGAAGUUCAUAUAUUCCCAUUUAUAUAAAGAAUGAGUCAAUCUUCGCUAAGAAAAAUGGGGUGAAACGAAGCCUUUUUUCGUGUCUUUCUUACCAAUUCUGGAUUUAAAUUGGAUGCCAAAGUGUACCAACUUGUCAGAUUUUGUCCUCAUGCUUCUACUAUCCAGGUAAGAGGCAUUAUUUAUGAUUUGGAUUAAACUUUGGAGCUUUGAUGCUUAAAAGCAGUUCACCGCAGCCACUGAUGUCAGUGCAGCCACCACCACGUGUUAGCUCCCGCUGAUCACAGCGCCGCUAUAAAUAGUUUGUCUGUGUAGGACUUAUAAUAACAAUAUCGCAAAUAUUUGGUUAAUAUUCAAGUCAUAAAAUGUAAAUGAAGUAUUGGCAGUUUUUGGAUGUUUUUUUGAGAGAUUUAUGGGCAGAAUAGAGGACAUCCCAUUGACUGUAUUUACGAGUUAGAAUUCAUAAAAAAUACAUCUGUCAUCAUGUCUUUCAUAACGAUUGGAAACGAUAGGCAAGAUAAAAAAAAGUGAAGUUCCCCUUUAACAUUGAAGGAGGAUCUGAUGAGAAAAAGCAGACAGGGAGGGUGGUGCGUGUGUGCGUGAAGAAGCGCCGCUGAACAACAGGUAGUGUCUUCUCCACUGUAAAAUGAGUCUGUUUUGCCAUCUCUGGUCUCAUCAUAAUUAAAAAAUGCCUGCUUUGUUGAAUUUUCCAUACUAGUGAAUGCCAAUAAUGUACUCUUUGCAAAUAGUCUUUUUUUUAACACCAGAGCGAUUCUGUCUUUUUUUUUACCGGCCAAACUAUAAAAAAAAAAAAAAAUUGUUUUUUUUGUUUUGUUUGUUUUUUUUUGUUUGGCCGGGUCUCACCCCCCGCUGGACCGUGGAGAAGACUGCGACUUAUAGUCCGAAAAAUACGGUAACUAGUAAUGUACUAUGCAGCAAGUGAUGCCCUCACAAAAAUCCUGCACCCUGCUUUUUGCCUGCAGGCAGGACACAAAAUUAAUUAAGCGUUUGUACAUAAACUUGUUUGCAUAUUCGGCACAAUCGAAAAGUUUGCAAAUAGAGGGGUUUGUAAAUCAAGGUUUCACUGUACUUAAAUAAAAUGUGGCCAACAUAAAACCAUAAUUAACUGUACACAAAGUGUUUAAGUCAUAGUAAGGCAUUUUUGAACAGCAUGCGAGUCAAAAUAUGUUAGACAUAAAUGUCUCACUUUUUAACAUUGUCUCACAAGGUUACAAAUACAUCAACAACUGUUCACUCAAGUGUAAAAAGAAGCUAAGUUGACCAAUGUGUGUUACAACUGAAAGGAAUGAUAACUCACCUUUGAUGGUUGAUUUCUAGGACUGGCAGGCAGACCUGGUACUAUGUUGUAUCAUCUUCAUCUUUUUGGUAUGGUCUGGAUUAAGAGUUACGGUGGAUUUUUGAGGGACAUUCCUUGUUCUCCAAAUUGUGCAAUUUUGGGGCGUUUGACAUCUAAGGUUCCACGGCACCUGUUUUUAAAUUGAACAUUGGUUAUUUUCAGGAUUGUCAGUCCUCCUGUACUCUUCUUUUCCUCGGAUAUUAUUGCUGUGUUUCCAUUCAACUACACCACCUGCUGCUUUGGCAUGCACAUGACGGAGAAAAUAUUUGUUAAUAUCUGUGUACGCGUGGACAUUGCCUGAAAAUACUCACAUUUAAAUGGACUAAACAUUAUUUCAUCUUGUUCAACAUCUUUUGUUUCUCUUUUUUGUUGACUUUGUGUACCCAAAAAUGAUUGCAGGACUUUCUCAGACUUAACUUGUUGUUAUGAAGACACAUGUGACAUUUUUUAAUUCCGCAUAGAAGCGAAUUGUUCCUAUUCUUAUGGGAGUUAAUUUGUUACAUUGUCAUGAAAGCAUUUUUUGACAGUUUAUGCAACUGAAUUUUUUGCAUCUGAAUUUUGUGAACUUAUUUUUUUUACAUCAAAUUAUGAGAAUUUCAUUAAAAAAAAUGUUUAUGUCAUAACUUUCAUACCUUUAUUCAGCGGAAGUAGGUCUUGAGUUUUGACUCAACAAAUAUUUUUGCAACAAACUUUUUAACAGUGAAUUUUAUACACUAUAUUUUAAAACACGUUAUUUUAACAAACUUAAUUUUCAAACACACAGAUGUUUAUGUCAUGAAGUUGUCAGCAUAAUUUGAUUGAAUUCGUGAGCAAGGUUUGUGUGUUUUAAAAAUUAUGUUUAAGAGAAUUCAGUGCACAAAUAUGUGUUGCUUUUAAACUCGAGACUGGUAAACUGAUAAAUUGAAAUAAAAAAAAUAUUAAAUGAAAAUCUAAUUAAAUUGUGUUCACAAAAUUCAAAUUGUUGCAUAAUUUCAGUGUCAACAAAGCUUUUGUAGUAAGUACACAAAUUAACCUCCGUAUACUCUCAUGUUGCAAAGCACAAAGUGUCAUUGUUGUAGGUUUUUUGUUUUGUUUUUGUUUUUUACCAUUUUUGUUUGAUUAUAACUUUAACAUGUGAACCUGGACACUGUUAUUGUGGAUGGAGUCUUUAUGCACGCAAAUGAUGUAUCUAUCCAUCUAUCAGCAGACACCACAUCGCAAACAUGAAGUUUAGACAGAAAUUAGUUAGUUUUUUACAUAAUCUUAUACUCAAGCAAUUCACUGGAGAAUCCCCAACCCCUGUGUCCAAUUUGAACUUCAGCAAAAGCAUCUUCCCUGAUUUAUAUGCUAUAUUAUGUUUGUUUGUUUUUUUACAUUUUUUGCUCAAACUAUGGAAGACUAGAAUAAUGUACAUUUGUGACUGUCCCGUGUGUGUCUCUCCCCAAUACCUCAAAGCAUUUCAUGGAUCAGUCUUAAUGCAAAAUGUGACAGGGGUUUUUCACCUUAGAUUGUUUGCACUACAGUAGGUGUAAAAGAGAACGUAACCCCACCCCCUCCUAGCAAGUACAAUCUAGUCAAAUAACUAUAUAAUUGUGGAUGACCAAAGUUCUCAACAUUUGUCAUUUACUUGUAUUUUUUCAUUAAAAUGUAUAUCUACCAA
This is a messenger RNA of Nerophis ophidion (straightnose pipefish), 5649 nucleotides long. It is a transcript of the gene adpgk, whose product is annotated as ADP-dependent glucokinase. Gene Ontology annotation, molecular function: ADP-specific glucokinase activity. The coding region runs from base 218 to 1705 and encodes 495 amino acids. The record is from RefSeq and is a predicted model, not a curated record. Gene Ontology annotation, biological process: glucose metabolic process. Gene Ontology annotation, cellular component: endoplasmic reticulum. NCBI's taxonomy places the organism in Eukaryota, Metazoa, Chordata, Actinopteri, Syngnathiformes, Syngnathidae. The transcript has 8 exons.